This is a messenger RNA of Papaver somniferum (opium poppy), 1592 nucleotides long. Its product is annotated as ribosome biogenesis protein WDR12 homolog. The transcript is spliced from 13 exons. Bases 79 to 1377 code for a protein of 432 amino acids. Gene Ontology annotation, molecular function: protein binding. The record is from RefSeq and is a predicted model, not a curated record. Gene Ontology annotation, biological process: ribosome biogenesis. Lineage: Eukaryota; Viridiplantae; Streptophyta; Magnoliopsida; Ranunculales; Papaveraceae. Gene Ontology annotation, cellular component: preribosome, large subunit precursor.
ACAAAACCCUGGCUAUUCAUUCAACUUUCUCUUUCAGUCUUCUCCGCCUCUUUCUGUAUUUUUCUUUUUGCCGCAACAAUGGCGUAUGAGGAAGAUGUUGAGACUAGGCGAGUUCAAGUCCGUUUCGUGACAAAGCUUCAGGCUCCUUUGAAAGCUCCUACCACAUCUAUUGCCAUCCCUUCCGACCUUACAAGAUUGGGUCUUUCUUCGGUUGUCAAUAAUCUUAUCAAAGCUGGAAAUUCUGAUUGGGAACCUCAACCCUUUGACUUUCUCAUCGAUGGGGAGCUUGUCCGGAUGUCACUUGAACAGUUUCUUCUUGCCAAGGGCAUUUCUGCGGAAAAAGUACUUGAAAUUGAAUACAUAAAGGCAGUAGCACCACGAAAACAGGAAGAUCCAUGUCUGCAUGACGAUUGGGUCAGUGCGGUCAGUGGUUCUAAUCCAGGGUUUAUUUUGACAGGGUGCUAUGACGGUUUUGGAAGGGUGUGGAAAGGUGGAUCAUGUACCCAUAUACUGGAGGGACAUGGGGAUGCUAUUACGUCUAUUAGUAUCAUCAAUCAGAAAGGUGCUAAGAGCAGCUUGACCACACAUGUAGCUACUGCUUCUAAAGAUAGGACAGUGAGGCUGUGGAAGUUUGACGCAGAGGAGCCCACUAAUAACGUUAGAGCUUUUAAAAUCCUGCGAGGGCACUCAUCGUCUGUGCAAAGUGUUGCACCACAACCCUCUGGAGAAAUGGUAUGUUCUGGUUCUUGGGAUUCUACAAUCAACUUGUGGCAGACAAAUGAGUCUGAUUCAGACGGUGACUUGGUCUCAGUAAAGAAGAGAAAAGUGAACUCUAAGGUUGAGGAAUCCCAGCUUGAGGGGGAAGCUGUGAGCUCACUUGUUGGCCAUACACAAUGUGUGUCUAGUGUUGUCUGGCCAGAAGAGCGAACUAUAUAUUCUGCAUCAUGGGAUCAUUCCAUCAGAAGUUGGGAUGUUGAAACAGGCAGAGAUGUCUUGAGCUUGUUCUGCGGGAAAGUUCUCAACGACCUUGAUGUUGGAGGUGAUAGCUCUGCGCUCAUUGCUGCCGGUGGUUCUGAUCCUGUUUUAAGAAUAUGGGAUCCUCGAAAAUCAGGUUCUUCAGCGCCUGUCCUGCAGUUUGCAUCUCAUUCUUCCUGGAUCACUGCUUGCAAGUGGCAUGACAGCUCGCGGCAACAUCUACUCUCAUCAUCUUAUGAUGGGAAGGUGAUGCUAUGGGAUUUACGAACUGCGUGGCCUCUGGCAGUAAUAGAAUCUCACAAAGAUAAGGUAUUAUGUGCUGACUGGUGGGGCGGCGAUAGUGUAGUCAGCGGCGGGGCAGAUUCUAACCUUUGUAUUUCUUCGGAAGUUUCCAUCUUGUAGGGUGAAAUUUCCACUUAUUUCUUAUGGUUGUCGAGUCAAAUUGUAUUCAGUUUUGGUACCAAACUUCUGUAUCUUAUCUUUCUUUCACAAAAUGGAAUAUGUGAAAAAGAACAGUGUUAGUUUCAUCAAACUUAUGUAUUUUUCUUUUAUUUUUCAUUCAAAAAUAUAAUAUGCAGAAAAAACAACAAUAUUUUCCUCGUAUUCUCCAUUACAGU